CCCCCUCCCUCCCUCCUGUCAUCGCUGCAAUCUGGAGGUUUACAUGCCGUGAUCACACCGUCCUCUAGCGGAACUAACGGUACCAUGACUGCUCUGUGUCGCCUGGUCCAGAGGACACUUCCGAGCGGCCGGACGUCGUGUCGUGUAUUGGCCGGACAGAAAAACGUGCGCGCGGCCAGCUCGUCCAGCCCAGUCAACCUGACCUAUGACGUCUUUGAUGGGAAGGGGGACAGCACGCCGCUGGUCUUCCUGCAUGGCUUGUUUGGCAGCAAAUCAAACUUCCACUCCAUCGCCAAAUCGUUGGUUCAGCGUACAGGUCGAAAGGUGUUGACUGUUGAUGCUCGUAACCAUGGCAACAGCCCCCACAGCUCAGCACUGACUUAUGAGGCCAUGAGCGGUGACUUGAAGCACCUCCUCUCCCAGCUGCGCAUCGACAAGUGCGUCCUGAUUGGACACAGCAUGGGCGGGAAGACGGCGAUGACCACCGCCCUGAUGCAGCCCUCUCUGGUGGAGAGGCUGGUGGUGGUGGACAUCAGUCCAUCUCAGAGCAACACCAGGACCAACUUCCACUCUUACAUCCGCGCCAUGCAGGACGUGAAGAUCUCCACAGACCUCCCACGCUCCACCGCCAGACGCAUGGCGGAAGACCAGCUGCGCCGGACGGUCAAGGAGCACUCAGUGCGUCAGUUCCUGCUGACUAACCUGGUGGAGCACAACGGUCACUACACCUGGAGGGUCAACCUGGACGCCAUCUCGGCUCAUCUUGAUGACAUCAUGAGUUUCCCCAGCUUUGACUCCGCCUACAGCGGACCCACACUGUUUCUGGGCGGAGCCAGUUCUGCUUACAUUAGCUCUGACGAUUACCCAGAAAUCCAGAGGUUGUUCCCAAGCGCAGACAUCCAGUACAUUCCAGACGCCAGCCACUGGAUCCAUGCAGACAAACCUCUGGACUUCAUCAGCUCCAUCAUCUCCUUCCUUCAGUCCUAGCCACAUCUAAUGGAUGGAACCUCCAGAACCGCUCGACAAAGGGCACGAACGUGAGGUGAAAACUCACAUGGCAUAACUUGAACAGUUUGAUGAAGUAGACAGCAGCUGCUUCUGUUAGUGACAACAUGUUCUGAUCCAGUCCUGGUGCCAGUGGACCACCAUGCUGACUGAUGAUCAACUCUAAAUGACAAGACAGCUCAAGUCUUGUGCGCGUGUGCGUGGUCAGAACGUAAAUUUGUUUGACUUUCCUUAAAGUCUCGUUAGUUGUUGCACAGUUCCGUACCGCCUAGUGCGUAUAACUUAGUGCAGGGGUGUCCAAAGAGUGGCCUUUGGGCCAUUUUUGGUUACGCAGCAUGGUUUUUAUUGACCCUCAGCAUAUGGUACAAAUAAAAUGAAUAAACUAUUAAUAUGAUAUAUUAUUAGAUAUUACACUCAUUUGCUUUGUCAUCUAUAACACAAAGCUAAGAUGUUGGUGUUUUGUUUCGGAUCUUUUAUUUUUCUGUUUGUGACCCUCACUGGAAAAGGUUUUUACACCCCUGACCUAGUGCAUACUACCAAGUGCAUGCUCCAUGCUACAACUAAACUACACUCCCGAUUUUCAAGCCCAGUUCAAAUAUUGCAAGAAUUUACAUUUUGCACUGUGGGAUCUUAAGGAGGUUCUAAGUAGAGCUUCAAAAUACAAAAAGAAGAAAUGGGAGUGAGACAUAAAACAUUUUGAGGAAGCAAUUUAUUGCAAACAAGCAUUAAAGUGAAAUAGCCGUUUGACGCCCCUGCACAACCUGAAGCUCCACUGUUACAUUGAAGGAAAAAGCAGCCCAAAUCAAGAUGGCGCCCCCUCCACUGCACCGUGUGGAAAACAUCUCAGGUAGGACAAGGUCUCCUUGUCAUGCCAGUAAUGUUGGAAGCCAUCAGGACUGCCAAGGUUCCAUCAAAGAGAUGAGGCCUUUAAAGACAUUUUUUCUUCUUAAAACCCUUCUCUCGCGUAUUUCGAUGGUUAUGGACGGCACCCGGCACAAGUAACAACCUUCAUUUGGGCUGAGGAUCGUCCCGUGUCUUGACGUACAGCCAAUCGGCUCCACCGGCUCUGGGCCGGUGACAUUUUUUUGGGUCUAUCCCUUUACUUUUUUGUUCCAUAACCCUCAGGAUCCUUGAAGAACUUUCAAAUGUCUUAGAGCAUCUGACCUCAGCAGCAAUGGCAACCUGCAAGAGGCCUUGCUUGCAGUAUGCAGCUCAACAAUCCGACCGCAUUCAAAGAGAGAAAGUUUUAUGCCUUUGCCAUCAAGAGAUCAUGACAGUGUGAAUACCUGACAGAAAACGACAUUAAAUCCACAUUCACAUUCAAAAUCCACAAGAUUUUGCCUUUUAAAGGCUGUGGUUUUGAUGAACUGAUGAACAGCCAGUUUCACUUUAAUGCUUGUUUGCAAUAAAUUAUUCUAUUCUGCUUACUCAAAAAAAAAAAAUUGACGCACUCCCAUUUCUUGUUUUUGCACUUUGAAGCUCUACUUAGAACCUCCUAGGUUUCUUCCAUCAGGAAAUCUGCAAAUUCAGAGAUUUUCACAUAAGAAAAUGUUAAAACAAUUAGAAUCAUACAGAAAAUACACUUAUAAUACAGUUCAAUGGACAGAUAUUAAUAUGUAUUCUCCAUCGUAGCCUCCCUGACCGCAUGUCACUGUACAUAGGUUAGUUCCAGGAGGCCAUACGGCCCCAUCUUACUUGUCUUUCUGUGUUUUGACGUGUUUGUAAUGUUCAUGACAAAUAUAUGCUGCAUACAACUCAUCCGUCUGUAGUAUUUAAAUGUGUUUCAGUGGCGAUGAAGAGUGGAGUAUUAACAAAAUGCAGGGUGUUGUCAACUCACGUGCCUCUUUGUCAAGACGUCUUUUUGAACAUUGUUGCUUUUAUUCACGAUUGGCAGCUGGCUUGCCCGUUUUGACAUCAACCACAAGGGGGCGUACCCUGCAGGAUAUGCAUGCUUGUUUCCUCAUUAUUCAAACGUAAUAUGCAUUCUAUAUUGUGAAAGUUCAUUUAUAGUCAGUGUGUCAAAGAUUGUUGUCUAGCAGGAUGAAGGGUCAUUGAAAGUCCAGGCUUGUUUAUUUACAGUAAGUCAUUCAAAUUAAAAUGAAAGCAUGCAGGUUAAAGGUCCAAAGCAAAAGGAGAAAUACAAAUUUAAUGUAAACAAUCAUUUGUUCCAUGGUUAGAAUAUUGUUCAUGUGCUGCUCAUCCCUCUAAUAAAGUCAAUGCGUUGACUUUUGUUCUGACAUUGUGCAAGCUUCAUGUCGCUGUUCGAUUCCUCAGCUCAUGCAGCGCUCUCAUGCGGAUGACCGACGACUCUUGAAGCAUCAAGAACCAUCAAGAGCACCUCUCUCAGUCCAGCGAGACCACAUGGAAUCCAUCGUUAUCUCUAUGCUCUGCCAUGUGACCCGCAGCGUCCUGCUCUCCUCGCCGUCCGCCAUUGCUCCUCUUCCACUUGUCCCUCCAGGA
This is a messenger RNA of Dunckerocampus dactyliophorus (ringed pipefish), 3465 nucleotides long. It is a transcript of the gene abhd11, whose product is annotated as abhydrolase domain containing 11. The transcript is spliced from 6 exons. Gene Ontology annotation, cellular component: mitochondrion. The coding region runs from base 85 to 987 and encodes 300 amino acids. The record is from RefSeq and is a predicted model, not a curated record. Lineage: Eukaryota; Metazoa; Chordata; Actinopteri; Syngnathiformes; Syngnathidae.